Pogona vitticeps (central bearded dragon) is the source of this 8915-nucleotide messenger RNA. It is a transcript of the gene FLNA, whose product is annotated as filamin A. Lineage: Eukaryota; Metazoa; Chordata; Lepidosauria; Squamata; Agamidae. Gene Ontology annotation, biological process: actin cytoskeleton organization. Gene Ontology annotation, molecular function: actin filament binding. The record is from RefSeq and is a predicted model, not a curated record.
CAAUUAAGGCUUGCUGAGCCGCCCGCCCGGCCGGUGUCCUUCUCGCCGCCCCCCCGUGGCCCGGCCAUUCCCUGCCCAGCUCCGAGCCGAGGCGCACCGUCUUCUCCGAGCCUCCCUCCGUCCGUCCGUCCGUCCGUCCGGCGCUGGCCAGGCGGCACUACCGCGACCCCUUGUCCGUCGGUCCGGAGAGGAUCCUGUGCCUUUAAUCCCGAGCCCAGCCCACCUAGCGCCGGGGUCCCACCCACCGCAAGCCCGGCCGUUAUAAUGAGCGGCUCGCAAGCGCGACUCCAUCAGGCCGCGGGAGCAGGAGGCAUCGGGGGGAGCAGCAUCGGCAGCAGCAGCAGCAACAACCCGGGGGAGGUCGCCGCGGAGAUGCCGGCCACCGAGAAGGACCUGGCGGAGGACGCGCCCUGGAAGAAGAUCCAGCAGAACACCUUCACCCGCUGGUGCAACGAGCACCUGAAGUGCGUCAACAAGCGCAUCGCCAACUUGCAGACGGACUUGGGCGACGGGCUGCGCCUCAUCGCGCUGCUCGAGGUGCUGAGCCAGAAGAAGAUGGGGCGCAAGUACAACACGCGCCCCACCUUCCGCCAGAUGCAGCUGGAGAACGUCUCGGUGGCGCUGGAGUUCCUGGAGCGGGAGAACAUCAAGCUGGUCUCCAUUGACAGCAAAGCUAUUGUCGAUGGCAACCUGAAGCUGAUCCUGGGCCUGAUCUGGACGCUGAUCUUGCACUACUCCAUCUCAAUGCCCAUGUGGGAUGAGGAAGAUGAUGAAGAGGCCAAGAAGCAAACUCCCAAACAGCGACUGCUGGGCUGGAUUCAAAAUAAAUUGCCGGAGUUGCCGAUCACAAACUUCAGCAAGGACUGGCAGAGCGGCCGGGCGCUUGGGGCCCUCGUCGACAGCUGCGCCCCAGGUCUGUGCCCUGACUGGGAUUCGUGGGAUGCUAGCAAACCUGUCAACAAUGCUCGGGAAGCGAUGCAACAAGCUGAUGAUUGGUUGGGCAUCCCACAGGUGAUCACUCCUGAAGAGAUUGUGGAUCCCAACGUGGAUGAGCAUUCGGUCAUGACGUACCUCUCCCAGUUCCCGAAAGCCAAGCUAAAGCCAGGAGCCCCCCUUAGGCCCAAACUGAACCCCAAGAAAGCCAGGGCUUAUGGACCAGGUAUUGAGCCCACGGGAAAUAUGGUGAAGAAGAAGGCGGAGUUCACAGUAGAAACCAUCAGCGCUGGCCAAGGGGAAGUGCUGGUCUAUGUAGAGGAUCCUGCUGGGCAUCGUGAAGAAGCGAAAGUUGUUGCCAACAAUGACAAGAAUCGAACCUUCUCAGUGUGGUAUGUGCCAAAGGUGACAGGUGUCCACAAGGUGACAGUGCUGUUUGCUGGGCAGCACAUUGCCAAAAGCCCCUUUGAGGUGAAUGUGGACAAAUCGCACGGGGAUGCCAGCAAAGUCACGGCUCAGGGCCCUGGCCUGGAACCCAUGGGCAACAUUGCCAACAAGACUACCUACUUUGAGAUCUUCACUGCUGGUGCUGGGGUUGGGGAAAUUGAGGUCAUCAUCCAAGACCCAACUGGCAAGAAAGGGACAGUCGAGCAACAGCUAGAAGACAAAGGCAACAGCACGUACCGCUGCACCUAUAAGCCCACUCUGGAGGGCACGUACACCAUCUACAUCACCUUUGGUGGCAUCCCCAUCCCCCGCAGCCCCUUUACGGUCACCGUGGGCCAGGCCUGCAACCCCAAUGCUUGCCGAGCGGUGGGCCGAGGUCUGCAACCCAAGGGGGUCCGGGUGAAGGAGACGGCAGAUUUCAAGGUCUACACAAAAGGAGCUGGCAGCGGGGAACUGAAGGUUACAGUGAAAGGCCCAAAAGGGCUAGAGGAACGUGUCAAGCAGAAGGACAUGGGUGACGGUGUGUAUGGCUUCGAGUACUUCCCCACUGUGCCUGGCAACUACACAGUCACCAUUACUUGGGGUGGGCAACACAUCCCCCGCAGCCCAUUUGAGGUGAAAGUGGGAACAGAAUGCACAAACCAAAAAGUCCGAGCCUGGGGGCCGGGCUUGGAAGGAGGCGUUGUGGGCAAGUCAGCUGAUUUUGUGGUGGAGGCCAUCGGAGAUGACGCUGGCAUGCUAGGCUUCUCAGUGGAGGGUCCCUCACAGGCCAAGAUAGAGUGUGAUGACAAAGGUGAUGGCUCUUGUGACGUCCGCUAUUGGCCCCAGGAGCCUGGUGAAUAUGCAGUCCAUGUGCUGUGCAACGGGGAAGACAUCAAGCUUAGCCCGUUCAUGGCAGAAAUCAAAGCUGCUCCCAAGGACUUCCACCCGGAGAAGGUAAAAGCCUACGGUCCAGGCCUAGAGAAGACCGGUGUUGCAGUCAACAAACCUGCAGAGUUUACCGUAGAUGCCAAGAGUGGUGGGAGAGCACCUCUCAAGGUUCAAGUGCAGGAUUCUGAAGGAUCUCCUGUGGACGUCUCUGUGAAGGAUAAUGGCAACGGCACCUACAGCUGCUCUUACCUGCCCAAGAAGCCAGUGAAGCACACGGCCAUGGUGUCCUGGGGAGGAGUCAACAUCCCCAACAGCCCUUACAGGGUAAACGUUGGAGCUGGCAGUCACCCUAACAAAGUGAAAGUUUACGGUCCUGGUGUGGCGAAGACUGGCCUGAAAGCUCAUGAACCCACCUACUUCACAGUAGACUGCACAGAAGCUGGACAGGGUGAUGUAAGCAUUGGCAUCAAAUGCGCACCGGGUGUUGUGGGCCCAGCUGAGGCAGACAUCAAUUUUGAUAUCAUUCGCAACGACAACGACACCUUCACAGUCAAGUACACCCCCCAUGGCGCUGGCAGCUACACCAUCAUGGUGCUUUUUGCUGACCAGGCCACCCCCACCAGUCCCAUCAGAAUCAAAGUAGAUCCCUCGCAUGAUGCCAGCAAGGUCAAGGCGGAAGGACCUGGUCUCAACAGGAGUGGAGUGGAGAUUGGCAAGCCAACCUAUUUCACAGUCAACACCAAGGCAGCUGGCAAGGCUAAGCUGGAUGUCCAGUUUACUGGCCCAGCCAAAGGAGAGGCAGUCAGAGACUCUGAAAUAAUCGAUCAUCACGAUAACACCUACACCGUCAAGUAUACACCUGUGCAGCAGGGCAACAUUGGGGUGAAUGUAACAUACGGAGGAGACCACAUCCCUAAGAGCCCUUUCAAUGUGGGAGUGGCACCAACCCUGGACCUUAGCAAGAUCAAGAUCUCUGGACUUGGAGACAAAGUGGAAGUGGGCAAAGACCAGGAGUUCACCGUCAAAUCCAAGGGAGCUGGAGGCCAAGGCAAAGUGGCCGCCAAGAUCACAGGCCCUUCCAACAAGCCAGUGCCUUGUAAAGUGGAGCCGGGCAUCAGUGCUGACAACAGUGUGGUGAAGUUCAUCCCCCGGGAGGAAGGACCCUAUGAAGUGGAUGUGACCUACGAUGGCGUGCCUGUCCCAGGCAGUCCCUUCCCUGUGGAGGCUGUACCUCCCACCAACCCAUCCAAGGUGAAAGCUUAUGGUCCAGGCCUGAAGGGCGGAGUAGCCGGUUCUCCUGCUCCUUUUACUAUAGAUACCAAAGGAGCUGGAAAUGGAGGCCUAGGCCUGACUGUGGAGGGUCCCUGCGAGGCCAAGAUAGAAUGUUUGGACAAUGGAGAUGGCACUUGCUCGGUCUCUUACUUGCCUACAGAGCCUGGCGAAUAUAACAUCAACAUCCUCUUUGCUGAUACCCAUGUGCCUGGCUCCCCCUUCAAAGCCCAAGUGGCGCCGGGCUUCGACCCAUCCAAAGUGAAGUGUUCUGGACCAGGCCUGGAACAUGCCACUGUGGGGCAAGCCGGGGAGUUCAGUGUGGACUGCUCCAGCGCUGGUAGUGCUGAGCUCACCAUUGAGAUAAUCUCGGAAAGUGGCACCCAAGCUGAAGUCCAUGUGCGGGACAACGGGGACGGCACGUAUACCAUCACCUACAUCCCUCUCUGCCCUGGCGUUUACACCAUCACAAUCAAAUAUGGCGGGCAGCCUGUCCCUAAUUUCCCCAGCAAGCUCAAUGUGGAACCAGCAGUGGACACCUCUGGAGUGAAGGUCUACGGCCCUGGAGUGGAAGGCAAAGGUGUGUUCCGCGAAGCCACAACUGAGUUCAACGUGGACGCCAGAGCCCUGACUAAGACCGGAGGCCCUCAUAUCAAAACCAGAGUGUCCAAUCCCUCAGGAAACCUGACCGAGAGCUAUGUGCGUGAUAACGGAGAUGGUACCUACCAUGUGGAAUACACUCCUUAUGAAGAUGGUGUCCACUCUAUUGAUGUGACCUAUGAUGGCAGCCCCGCGCCCAGCAGCCCCUUCCGUGUACCAGUAACUGAAGGCUGUGACCCCACAAGGGUCAGAGUCCAUGGUCCUGGUAUCCAGAGUGGUACUACCAACAAGCCAAACAAAUUCACAGUGGAGACCAGGGGUGCUGGUACUGGUGGGCUGGGCUUAGCUGUGGAAGGUCCAUCAGAAGCAAAAAUGUCUUGCACUGAUAACAAAGAUGGCAGCUGCUCCGUGGAAUAUAUCCCCUAUGAACCCGGCACUUACAACCUGAAUGUCACUUAUGGUGGCCACCAAGUGCCAGGGAGCCCUUUCAAAGUGCCUGUGAAUGAUGUGGUGGAUUCAUCUAAGGUUAAAUGUUCAGGCCCUGGCCUGACUCCAGGUGUGGUCAGAGCCAAUGUGCCCCAGUCCUUCACUGUAGACACGAGCAAGGCAGGUGUGGCACCUCUCCAAGUCAAAGUUCAGGGUCCAAAAGGGGUGGUUGAGCCAGUAGAUGUAGUGGAUAAUGCCGAUGGGACCCAGACUGCAAGUUAUGUGCCAAGCCGGGAGGGCCCGUACAGCAUCUCUGUGCUCUAUGGAGAUGAAGAGGUGCCUCGCAGCCCAUUCAAGGUCAAAGUUCUACCCACGCAUGAUGCCAGCAAAGUGAAGGCGAGUGGCCCUGGGCUGAACACCACAGGGGUGCCAGCCAGUCUGCCAGUGGAGUUCACAAUUGAUGCAAAGGAUGCCGGAGAGGGCCUGUUGGCUGUCCAGAUCACGGAUCCUGAGGGCAAACCCAAAAAAGCCACCAUCCGAGACAACCAAGACGGCACAUACACUGUGUCCUACGUACCUGACAUGACCGGCCGCUACACCAUCCUCAUCAAGUAUGGAGGGGACGAGAUUCCCUACUCACCGUAUCGUAUCCGUGCUCUGCCCGCUGGUGAUGCCAGCAAGUGUACAGUAACAGUGUCGAUUGGAGGUCAUGGGCUAGGAGCCGGCAUCGGCCCCACGAUACAGAUUGGUGAAGAGACGGUGAUCACCGUGGAUGCCAAAGCUGCCGGGAAGGGCAAGGUGACCUGCACCGUGUGUACGCCUGAUGGCACAGAGGUGGAUGUUGAUGUGGUGGAAAAUGAGGAUGGCACCUUUGACAUCUUCUACACGGCACCCCAGCCGGGCAAAUAUGUCAUCUGUGUACGCUUUGGAGGAGAACACAUCCCCAACAGUCCUUUCCAGGUUACGGCCCUGGAUGGUGAGCGCCCGACCCCCCAGCAGAUGGCCCCGCCGAUGCGUGCCCCAACCUACGCAUACCCGCCUGGUGCACAGCAGCCUUGGGGACCAGCAGUAACAGCAACAGACCGUCCUGUCAAUGGAUUGGAUGCUGGACUCCGGCCUUUCGACUUGGUUAUCCCGUUUACCAUCAAGAAAGGAGAGAUCACAGGUGAAGUGCGCAUGCCUUCUGGCAAGGUGGCCAAGCCUGACAUCACCGACAACAAGGAUGGCACAGUGACCGUACGCUAUGCUCCCACCGAGGCUGGCUUGCAUGAGAUGGACAUCCGCUAUGACAACAUGCACAUUCCAGGCAGCCCUCUCCAGUUCUAUGUGGAUUAUGUCAACAGUGGUCAUGUGACCGCAUAUGGGCCAGGACUCAUCCAUGGGGUGGUCAACAAGCCAGCGGUCUUCACGGUCAACACCAAAGAUGCAGGAGAAGGUGGCCUUUCCCUGGCCAUCGAAGGGCCCUCCAAGGCCGAAAUUGGCUGCACGGAUAACCAGGACGGCACAUGCACUGUGUCCUACCUUCCAGUUCUGCCGGGUGACUACAACAUCCUAGUGAAAUACAAUGACAAACACAUCCCAGGAAGCCCGUUCACUGCCAAGAUUACUGGUGACGACACGAUGCGCAUGUCUCACCUCAAAGUGGGCUCUUCUGCUGAUAUCCCCUUGAACAUCACUGAGACAGACCUGAGCCAGCUGACUGCCACCGUCAUCCCACCUUCGGGUCGGGAGGAGCCUUGUCUGCUCAAACGCUUGCGCAACGGGCAUGUGGGAAUUUCCUUCGUUCCCAAAGAAAUUGGAGAGCAUAUUGUGAACAUCAAGAAGAAUGGGCUGCACAUCCCCAACAGUCCUAUCACAGUGAUGAUAAGCCAGUCGGAAAUUGGCGAUGCGAGCCGCGUCAGGGUCUCUGGCCCAGGACUCAGUGAGGGCCGGACCUUUGAACCUUCAGAGUUCAUCAUUGACACAAGAGAUGCUGGUUACGGUGGGCUGAGCUUGUCCAUUGAAGGCCCCAGUAAAGUUGACAUCAACACAGAAGACCUGGAGGAUGGGACUUGCAAAGUCACCUAUUGUCCAACGGAGCCAGGCAACUACAUCAUCAACAUCAAAUUUGCAGACCAGCAUGUGCCAGGGAGCCCAUUCUCUGUUAAGGUGACCGGAGAGGGGCGAAUGAAGCAGAUGAUCACAAGACGUCGUAAAGCCCCUUCAGUUGCUAACAUUGGCACAGAGUGCGACCUCAGCUUGAAAAUCCCAGAAAUCAACAUCAGAGACAUGACAGCUCAGGUCACCAGCCCCUCCGGCAAGUCCCACGAUGCAGAGAUCUUGGAGGCGGAGAACAACACCUAUUGCAUCCGCUUUGUGCCCACUGAGACAGGCAUCCACUCCGUCAGCGUCAAAUACAAAGGGCAGCAUGUCCCCGGAAGUCCGUUCCAGUUCACCGUGGGGCCUCUUGGCGAGGGUGGUGCGCACAAGGUCCGGGCAGGUGGUCCAGGCUUGGAAAGAGCAGAAGCUGGCGUGCCAGCUGAGUUUAGUAUCUGGACACGGGAAGCUGGAGCUGGUGGCCUCUCCAUUGCCGUGGAAGGCCCCAGUAAGGCAGAGAUUGCUUUUGAGGACCGGAAGGAUGGCUCAUGUGGCGUUUCCUACAUUGUACAAGAACCUGGCGAUUACGAGGUCUCUGUGAAGUUCAAUGAUGAGCACAUCCCAGAUAGCCCCUUCGUGGUACCAGCCACCUCCACCUCAGAUGAUGCCCGCCGGCUCACUGUUUCUAGUCUUCAGGAGUCAGGUUUAAAAGUGAACCAGCCAGCCUCGUUUGCCGUCAGCUUGAACGGGGCCAAGGGUGUGAUUGAUGCCAAAGUGCACAGCCCCUCAGGGGCCUUGGAAGAAUGCCAUGUUACAGAAAUUGAUGAAGAUAAAUAUGCCGUGCGUUUCAUCCCCCGUGAAAAUGGCAUCUAUUCUGUCGAUGUCAAAUUCAACGGCAGCCACAUUCCUGGCAGCCCCUUCAAGAUCCGUGUUGGGGAGCUGGGCCAGGCGGGAGACCCCGGGAUGGUGUCUGCCUAUGGCCCUGGCUUAGAAGGUGGUGUGACAGGGAAUCCUGCUGAAUUCAUAGUCAAUACCACAAAUGCUGGGCCUGGGGCAUUAGCCGUCACCAUUGAUGGCCCCUCCAAGGUGAAGAUGGACUGCCAAGAGUGCCCAGAGGGCUAUAAGGUCAUCUAUACACCCAUGGCUCCUGGCAGCUACCUCAUCUCCAUUAAGUUUGGAGGCCCCUACCAUAUUGCCGGCAGCCCCUUUAAGGCCAAAAUCACAGGGGCCCGCCUUGUUCCCAGCCACAGUCUUCACGAGACGUCCUCGGUCUUCAUGGAGGGAGUGGCUAAACCUGAUGGAGCAGUACCGAAGUUUGCCUCUGAUGCCAGCAAAGUGAUAGCCAAGGGGCUGGGCCUCAACAAAGGCUUUGUAGGGCAGAAGAACUCUUUCACAGUUGACUGCAGCAAAGCAGGGAACAAUAUGCUGCUGGUGGGCGUACACGGCCCCAAGACCCCUUGUGAGGAGAUCGUGGUGAAGCACUUGGGCAACCGGCUGUACAACGUCACCUACCUGCUGAAGGACAGAGGGGAUUAUGUGCUGGUGGUGAAAUGGGGGGAUGAGCACAUCCCCGGCAGCCCCUUCCAUGUGUCUGUGCCUUAAUCCCUCCCUCCUUGCCUUAUUGUAACACUGCCUCUCUUCCUGAGCCCCCCUUGUAGUACCACUGCCCUCCACCUGAGACACUGCCUCUUACUUCCCUGGCAGGGUUUGUGCCACUGAGGCUAGUUUAUAGGGGUGGGAGGGAGCAGGUUGCCCUUGGGGAUGAGUGAGGGGAGGAUUCCUGUGGAUCUGUUUACAUGCAGCACUAACAUUUUCCUCCCCAACCAGUUUGUCAGUGAUUUUCCUUUUUCCUCCAUUUGGGAGUGAGGGACAGGACUGAUCACACUUUUUCUUGCCAAAGCACUGGCUUCGUGCCCACGGACUGAAUUUGUGCCUCACCUGGAUUUUCCAGGGAGGUGUCUUCCUCCCCAACAACAAAAAUCUGCACCUGGAUACACCACAUUACAUAUCUUGGCACCCAUCCACUGCUUGAAAAGAAACCACUGCUCCCAAGGGAACUGCAGACGGCCUGUCUCUUUCGUCUCUAGAUCUCCUCUUUUCCCUUUUUACGGCUUGAGAUGGAAGCUCUGUUGAUCACAAGAUAAACCAGUGGUGGGAGCUGCUCCUUGCUUUGCCAAGUUUUAUAACCAAAACUCUGUUUAGUCCUUCCAAGACUUAAGUUGUUGUUGUGCGCAAAACUGCCAGGCCCCUUUCUCUGAAGAGAGAAGGGAAUAAAACAUUCUGCUUCAAAUGGC